AUGUCAUCAUCGUCAUCCGAUGAAGUUGAAGAAAGAUUGGACGAAAUUAUCGACGAUAUCAUAGAUGAAACCUACAUCAACAUUUUGGAAGCCCAACCCUCUAAGCCGAAGAAACGCGCUUAUAUAGAACGAGACCGCGAAAUCGGACACAACCGAUUAUGGAAUGAUUACUUCAGUGAAGAUGCGACAUUUCCGCCGUAUUUAUUCAGACGCCGUUUUCGUAUGAACAAAGAAUUAUUCUUGCGUAUUGUCCAUCGCCUCUCAGAACACGUUCCAUUCUUUCAACAAAGAAGAGAUGCCACGGGGAGGUUUGGUCUUUCACCACUACAAAAAUGUACAGCCGCCAUUCGUCUCCUUGCUUAUGGUUCUGCAGCUGACGCGGUUGAUGAAUAUCUCAGAGUUGGUGAAAGCACGGCCAUUUCGUGUUUAAAGCAUUUUAAUGAAGGAAUAAUUCAGUUAUUUGGUAAUGAGUAUCUACGAAGACCGACAGAAGAGGAUCUUCAGCGACUACUCCAUAUUGGAGAGAUACGCGGGUUUCCGGGGAUGGUAGGAAGCAUCGACUGUAUGCAUUGGAGGUGGAAAAAUUGCCCAACGGCUUGGAAAGGACAGUACACCCGGGGAUCAACAAAACCGUCAAUUGUGUUAGAGGCAGUAGCUUCACAAGAUCUUUGGAUAUGGCACGCUUUCUUCGGUCUACCAGGUACCUUAAACGAUAUUAAUGUCCUCGAUCGGUCUCCUGUUUUUGAUGACAUUAUUCAAGGUCGGGCUCCGAGGGUAGAGUACGUGGUCAACGGACACAUGUAUAAUUUGGCGUACUACCUCACGGACGGUAUUUAUCCAAACUGGUCAACAUUUAUCCAAUCUAUCUCACUACCUCAAGGUCCAAAAGCAGAGUUAUUUGCUAAACUUCAAGAAUCAACCCGGAAAGAUGUGGAGCGGGCUUUUGGAGUUUUACAAGCUCGAUUUGCGAUUGUGAAAAACCCAGCUCUUUCAUGGGAUCAGCAACAGAUAGGGAUGACAAUGAGAGCAUGUAUCAUACUGCACAAUAUGAUAGUCGAAAAUGAACGAGAUGGAUACGGCACUCAGUACGAUCCAUCUGAAUUUGAAGAAGAAGAUGUAGCCAGCAGUUCACGGGUGCAUAAGUCUCGUGGUACCGACAUCCCUCCAAGCAUCAAUGAAAUGCGUGCCACUCGGAUUCAGAUUCGCGAGUCGGAAAUACAUCAUCAAUUGAAGAAUGAUUUAAUUGAGAAUAUUUGGAACAAAUUUGGAGAUGAAAAUUAAUAAUUAUUGUCAUUUUAUAUGUUUAAUCAUGUAAUAAAUAAAUAUUAAAAAAAUUAUCUUAUUUCCCAUGUUUUAAAAUUUAUUAAUUUUUUAUUCUUAAGGAUUCCAUUCAUGGUAACACUAUUGGACAUACAAAUUUCAUUAGAAUCCUUAACUUAAAAAAAAAAAAAAAAAUAGUAUAAUACACUUAAGGACUCCAAUGGUGGGAACACCAUUG
This is a messenger RNA of Brassica napus (rape), 1498 nucleotides long. RefSeq names its product putative nuclease HARBI1. The transcript has a single exon. The coding region runs from base 1 to 1281 and encodes 426 amino acids. The record is from RefSeq and is a predicted model, not a curated record. NCBI's taxonomy places the organism in Eukaryota, Viridiplantae, Streptophyta, Magnoliopsida, Brassicales, Brassicaceae.